Molecule: messenger RNA, 1642 nt
Organism: Phoenix dactylifera (date palm)
Lineage: Eukaryota; Viridiplantae; Streptophyta; Magnoliopsida; Arecales; Arecaceae
Product: GDSL esterase/lipase LIP-4-like
Molecular function (GO): hydrolase activity, acting on ester bonds
Source: RefSeq, a predicted model, not a curated record
GGUAGCUGAAUCGCAUGCAGUUGUCAGAGAUCACAACAUUGAACCGCGCAAAUAAAUGGAUAUCCGCGUUACUUGAACUACGAAGCAAUUACUCCACGACUCUCCAAAAUUACCAGGGUUGAUUGAGUUGGACCUCGAGAAAGAGAGUGGCGAGAAACCGCGCUUUGCUUUGGCGGCUCCCUCUGUCUUCAUUUGGAUUCCUCCGCACGUACAUAUAAAGAACAAGACCACCACAGCUAGCCCAAGGCAAGGAGGAAGAGGCAGGAGCAAAGGAUAGAGGAGAGAGUGAGAGAGAGAGAGAUGGGAAGCAAUGGAGGUGUUGGACUUGUAGUAGUGGCUUUGUUAUUGGUGUUUCUGACUGCAUUGGUGGAGUCCAAGUGUGAGAGCAAUCCAGUGUUGUUCAACUUCGGCGACUCCAACUCCGACACCGGAGGCUCGGCGGCCGGGUUUGGAAAUGUAUUCCCGUUGCCUCACGGCCGUGUUUUCUUCCACCGCUCCACCGGACGCCUCUGCGACGGCCGACUCAUCGUCGACUUUCUCUGUGAAAGCUUAAACAUAAGUUAUUUGAGACCAUAUUUGGAGUCGAUUGGGUUAAAUUUUAGUAAUGGAGCAGACUUUGCCAUUGCGGGUGCAGCGACACAACCAUAUUCGACCAAUCCCUUCUCUUUAGGCACUCAAGUGCGCCAAUUUCUUCACUUCAAAUCACGUUCUUUAGAACUCAUCUCUCAAGGUUUCGAAGGUUUGAUAAAUGAGGAAGGGUUCCAGAAGGCACUCUAUGCUAUUGAUAUUGGGCAGAAUGAUCUUACUGGCGCCCUUGGUGGAAAUUCAACCUAUGAUCAAGCGACUGCAAAAAUCCCAAUCUUUAUUUCUGAGAUUAAAAAUGCAAUCAAAACAUUGUAUGCUAAUGGUGGCAAAAAUUUUUGGAUACACAACACUGGACCCUUGGGAUGCCUGCCUGAAAAGCUCUCUCUCCCACGGAAAGAUAAUAGCAGUCUGGAUCCAUAUGGAUGUCUUGUGCCCUUCAACAAUGCUGCCAAGGAAUUCAAUGCCCAGUUGAGCUCCCUCUGCGAUGAACUGAGUUCAGAGUUGAAGGAUGCCACCAUCACUUACAUUGAUAUCUUUGCUAUUAAGUAUGAUAUCAUUGCUAAUUAUACCAAAUAUGGUUUCGAGAGCCCGGUAAUUGUAUGCUGCGGCUACGGUGGACCUCCAUACAACUUCAAUCCAAGCAUAAGGUGUGGUAAUCCAAGUUGUAAUGUUUGUGCUGAUGGCUCCAAGUACAUAAGCUGGGAUGGAGUUCAUUACACAGAGGCUGCCAAUGCCAUAGUGGCUUCCAAAAUACUUACCACUGACUACUCAAAGCCCAGAGCCAAAUUUGACUGCUUCUGCACUACCUGAUCAUCACCAACCCACUGUAUUAGGUUUUCUUUAUGAACUGCUUCUGAGUUACAGAUAUUUGUUACUCUGCUGGAGCUUCAGUAGCCUAGUUGAGUGGUGGAAUUGCUAGAAAAUAUAUACUGAGGGAUCAUAAUAUCAUUCUGCAGGCAUGAAGAAAGAUAAGGACCGUCUUAUUCGGUAAUAAUGGGACGAGAAACAUUAGUUUAUAUCAUCUAAGUUCUUAGGGUGUUAUAUUUUGAUAUCAUUU